Molecule: messenger RNA, 99 nt
Organism: Haemonchus placei
Lineage: Eukaryota; Metazoa; Nematoda; Chromadorea; Rhabditida; Trichostrongylidae
Source: the annotation of a GenBank genome assembly
AUGAGCGUCGCAUGCCUUUCGUCUAGCGGUUUGCGCAGCUACAGCCACACCAACCUCUAUACGAUCCACAGUCGACUCCAAAAGACGAUUGCCUGUUGA